Messenger RNA from Amorphotheca resinae ATCC 22711, 812 nucleotides. RefSeq lists its product as hypothetical. Bases 1 to 762 code for a protein of 253 amino acids. Lineage: Eukaryota; Fungi; Ascomycota; Leotiomycetes; Helotiales; Amorphothecaceae. The transcript is spliced from 3 exons. The record is from RefSeq and is a predicted model, not a curated record. Gene Ontology annotation, molecular function: oxidoreductase activity.
AUGUCGUACAGAGAUCUAAAGGGCAAAACAUUCAUUGUGACGGGCGCUGCCUCUGGCAUGGGCCGCACGACGUCCCUGUUCUUGAUUAACCAGGGCGCCAACGUGGGUCUUCUCGAUCUGCGGAAACCCGACAACGUCCUCGCCGAGAUCGAGGCGUUGGGCGGUAAGGCACUCUCGAUUGCCUGUAAUGUGCAAGAUAGCAAGGCCAUGGACGAGGCAGUCAAGGCCGUAGCGGAGCACUUCGGGCGGCUAGACGGCGCGGCCAAUAUGGCUGGCUACGUGGGAAACCAAGGCCUGCAUGGCAAGGGCUACGCGAUGGAUACCAUUGAGGACGAGGACUGGAACAUGAUGAUAGCGACCAAUCUUAACGGCGUCAAGAACAGCAUCCGCGCGGAGCUGCGCUACAUGAAGGGUACCGGCUCGAUUGUCAAUGCCGCCAGCAUCGCCGGCUUAUACGGCUUUGCGUACAAUGCGCCAUACUCAACUGCGAAAUGGGGUGUCAUUGGCAUGACCAAGUGUACAGCGCAGGAAGUGGGAACGCGAGGGAUCAGAGUAAACGCAGUGGCGCCGGGUGUCGUUGAUACGCCGUUGGUGCAUUCUCUAGGAACUUCAAAGGAGGUCUAUGAUGCAAUGAUUCAGAAGACUGCACUAAAGCGGAUUGCACAACCUGAGGAAGUCACCAAGGUCAUUGGGUUUCUGUUGAGUGAAGAAGCGGGAUAUAUCACGGCUUCUGUUAUCAACGUCGAUGCAGGAUAUACCUAGAUAUUGAUGUGUGAGGUGUUUUGAGACUAUCACGAGCUCUAACUAGUGAG